Messenger RNA from Odocoileus virginianus texanus, 771 nucleotides. RefSeq names its product placenta associated 8. Gene Ontology annotation, biological process: positive regulation of transcription by RNA polymerase II. NCBI's taxonomy places the organism in Eukaryota, Metazoa, Chordata, Mammalia, Artiodactyla, Cervidae. The record is from RefSeq and is a predicted model, not a curated record.
GCAGUUGAAUACACUUCUUUCCUGUGUCUUUCACUUCUAGUGAGAUUCUCUAAGCCACAAGACACAGCUGCCCAGAACCAAUUUCUUAAUUACCACAGCCGCUUAAGAACCUGCAUCGAAAAUGCAAGCUGCAUCUGCUCCAGUGGUCAUUGUAACUCAGCCCGGAGUUGGAAGCGGUCCAGCACCUCAAAACUCCAACUGGCAGACGGGCAUGUGUGAUUGUUUCAGUGACUGCGGUGUCUGUCUCUGCGGCACAUUUUGCUUCAUGUGUCUUGCGUGUCAAGUUGCAGCUGACAUGAAUGAAUGCUGUCUGUGCGGAGCAACUGUCGCAAUGAGGACCCUCUACAGGACUCGAUACGGCAUUCCGGGAUCCAUUUGUGACGACUACAUGGUGACCCUCUGCUGUCCUCUGUGUUCUCUUUGCCAAAUCAAGAGAGACAUCAACAGAAGGAGAGCCAAUCGCACUUUCUGAAAAAGGAAUCAAUGGUGAAGAGCUCCUUUCUCCCCCUUUCUUCUGUGGUCGCUCUCCUGACCCGGUGAAGAGCUCAACACCUCUUCAGCUUUUCCACUUUCUGCAAUUGAAAUAUAAUUGACAUUUUUAAUCGUAAUCAGUGGGGUUUAAAAAAAACUGAACUUUUAUUUCAAAGGAGUGUUAUCCCUUAGUUUUGCCAAAUGGUCCAGCGUAGUUUCUCCUUGCGAUUAAGUUUUCCAGCUUAUAAAUUCUGUAUUACAUUUUAAAAUAUGAUCAAAUAAAAGAUUUUACAAGCAUGA